AUCUUCGCUGCGCCUCACCGAAAGAGAUCUCGAUAGCCCUUUUAAGGUAUGUUGGUAGGUGUAUGGGGUGGUCAGCCUUACUGUCCAUCUACACACCAUGCAGUACAGAUAAGAUAAAUUCCCGGGCACGGAAUAACAAAAAUAGUAGUAGCGUUGGCGACGACACGUUCAACCCAGCACCAACUCGACAUGCCUACAUAGGAUGGCGGCAGGACGGAGCAUGUUGGCAUAGGCAUACCUACCUACUACCUAUUGCUACCUACCACCUCCCCAGUCACAGGGCAUGUAACUUGCAGGGCACACAUACCAUACCUACAGGUAAGCGUGGAGAAGGUAAGCAAUCCGGUAGGCAACCUGCCAUUCCGCAAAGAAGAAGGACCGGAGAAGACAGGAUGACGGUGACUGGGGGCAGCCGGAGGGGGGGUGUGGGAAGAGCAGAAUGGUCGAGACCAACCCAUAUCCGUGCCAUACCAUCCCGACAUCCAAGCCAACGGGAUCAGCAGCCGCUACAUACCCGAGAAGUCGGACAGAGACGAUACCAUCGAUUCGGUACCUAGCCCGCUCAACCUAGCAUGAGCCAAGCUUACUGCCUGCC
This is a messenger RNA of Durotheca rogersii, 595 nucleotides long. RefSeq lists its product as uncharacterized. Lineage: Eukaryota; Fungi; Ascomycota; Sordariomycetes; Xylariales; Xylariaceae. The coding region runs from base 63 to 557 and encodes 164 amino acids. The transcript has a single exon. The record is from RefSeq and is a predicted model, not a curated record.